Molecule: messenger RNA, 3528 nt
Organism: Moesziomyces antarcticus
Lineage: Eukaryota; Fungi; Basidiomycota; Ustilaginomycetes; Ustilaginales; Ustilaginaceae
Product: beta and beta-prime subunits of DNA dependent RNA-polymerase
Exons: 2
Coding region: 1-3528 (1175 amino acids)
Biological process (GO): DNA-templated transcription
Cellular component (GO): RNA polymerase III complex
Molecular function (GO): ribonucleoside binding; DNA-directed RNA polymerase activity; DNA binding
Source: RefSeq, a predicted model, not a curated record
AUGGCGCUUCCCUCUAGCCUCGCAGAGAUGGCCCAGGCCAUGGGUCAUCUCCCUCCUCACGCCUCGGACGACCCCAUUGCCGCCCUCAAGGCCGCUAACUAUAUGGGCAAGGGUCUCAUGGACCCCAUCAAGACCGUCGAGGACAAGUGGCAGCUCGUCCCCGCCUUCCUCCAGGUCAAGGGUCUCGUCAAACAGCACAUCGACUCGUACAACUACUUUGUCGACCACGACCUCAAGAACAUCAUCAAAGCAAACGAGAAGAUCACCUCGGACAUCGACCCCAAGUUCUACCUCAAGUACACCGACAUCACCGUCGGUGAGCCCCGCCGAUACGACGGUGAUGCGUUGCAGCGCCCCAUCACCCCGCACGAGUGCCGUCUGCGCGACAUUACCUACUCGGCGCACAUCUUUGUCAACAUCGAGUACACGCGCGGCUCCAAGAUCAUUCGCCGCAAGAAUGUCGCCAUCGGGCGAAUCCCAGUCAUGCUCCGCAGCAACAAGUGCGUGCUCACCAACAAGUCCGAGAAGGAGCUUGCCAAGAUGAGCGAGUGUCCGCUGGAUCCAGGAGGAUACUUUGUCGUAAAGGGAACUGAAAAGGUCAUCCUCGUUCAAGAGCAGCUCUCCAAGAACAGAAUCAUUGUCGAAGCAGACUCCAAGAAGGGCACCGUCUCCGCCUCCGUCACCUCGUCCACUCACGAGCGCAAGUCCAAGUCCUACGUCCUCACCAAGCACGGCAGGAUCUUCCUCAAGCACAACUCGCUCCACGAGGACAUCCCCAUCGCCAUCGCUUUCAAGGCCAUGGGCAUCCAGGCAGACCGCGAGAUCCUCCAGCUCGUCGCCGGCCACGACGACGUCUACAAGGAGCUCUUUGCCAUCAAUCUCGAGGAGGCCGCGCGGCUCGGCGUCUACACGCGCAAGCAGGCGCUCGACUUUAUCGGCGCGCGCGCCAAGGCAUCGCGCAAGCCCCUCUCCAUGCGACGUCCGCUCGCUGAAGAGGCGCUCGACGUGCUCGCCACCGUCAUCAUGGCCCACGUGCCCGUCGAGCGUCUCAACUUCCGCCCCAAGGCCAUCUACAUUGCCUGCAUGGUGCGCAGGGUGCUCAUGGCCAUGCAGGACGAGAAAAAGGUCGACGACCGCGACUACGUCGGAAACAAGAGGCUCGAACUCGCCGGUCAGCUCCUCGCCCUGCUCUUCGAGGACCUCUUCAAGAAGUUCAACUCGGACCUCAAGCUCAACAUCGACAAGAUCCUCAAGAAGCCCAACCGUACCGUCGAGUUCGAUGCCUUCAACCAGUUUCACUUCAAUGGCGACUACAUCACCUCGGGCUUCGUCCGCGCCAUCUCCACCGGCAAUUGGAGUCUCAAGCGUUUCAAGAUGGAGCGCGCCGGUGUCACCCACGUGCUCAGCCGGCUCUCGUACAUCGCCGCACUCGGCAUGAUGACGCGCAUCAGCUCGCAGUUCGAAAAGACCCGCAAAGUGUCCGGUCCGCGUGCGCUCCAGCCCUCCCAGUGGGGUAUGCUCUGUCCAUCGGACACGCCCGAAGGUGAAGCGUGCGGUCUCGUCAAGAACCUCGCGCUCACCACGCACAUCACCACGGACGUGGAGGAGGAGCCCAUCGCGCGCGUCGCAUUCACGCUCGGCGUCGAGGACAUCCACCUCCUCACCGGCGCAGAGCUUUACCGUCCCGACUCGUUCGUCGUCUACCUCAACGGUAACGUGCUCGGUGUCACGCGAUUCCCACAGCGCUUCGUGAUGCAGUUCCGACGUCUCCGCCGUGCCGGUCGAAUCUCGGAGUUCGUCUCGGUCUACACCAACAAUCACCACCAGACCGUCUACAUCGCUUCCGACGGUGGUCGCAUCUGCCGUCCGCUCAUCGUCGUCGAUGCAGUCACUGGCCAACCGCGGGUCACCGAGGACCACAUCCGACAGCUCAAGUCCGGCGCGCGUCGCUUCGACGAUUUUCUCCAAAAUGGCCUGUUAGAGUAUUUGGACGUCAACGAGGAAAAUGACUCUAACAUUGCUAUUUACGAGCGCGACAUCAAACCAUCAUAUACAACUCAUCUCGAGAUCGAACCAUUCACCAUCCUCGGCGCCGUCGCUGGCCUCAUUCCCUACCCUCAACACAACCAAUCGCCCCGCCUAGCGUAUCAUUUGCGUAUCAUUUUCCUCUGCGCCAUGGCGAAGCAGGCUCAAGGUUCGAUCGGCUACAACCAGCUCGAACGCAUCGACACGCUGCUGUACCUCAUGGUAUACCCGCAAGAACCCAUGGUCAAGACGCGAACCAUCGAGCUCGUCGGGUACGACAAGCUGCCGGCGGGACAAAACGCGAUGGUAGCGGUGAUGUCAUUCUCUGGCUACGAUAUCGAGGAUGCGCUGCUGCUCAACAAGGCAUCGUUGGACCGCGGCUUCGGCCGGUGUCAGACCAUGAAGAAGUCGUCGACGGUAAUUCGCAAAUACCCGAACGGUACUCACGAUCGUUUGGCGGAUGCGCCCGUCGAUGAGACCACUGGCAAACGGCAGAAGCGCUACGACAUCCUGGAAGCGGACGGCAUUGCGGGUGUUGGCGAGCGCGUCGAUCAAGGCGACGUCUACGUCAACAAGCAGACACCUGUCAAUGCCAACGACAACUCGUCCACGGCCAUCAUGAUCGGUGCCUCCAACGCCGCCGCCUCCGUGGCUUACAAGUCGGCACCGCUGUCGUACAAGCCGCCUGUGUCGGGCUACAUCGACCAGGUGCUCAUCACAGAUACUGAUUCUGACCAGACGCUCAUCAAAGCGCUUGUCCGCCAGACCCGCCGUCCCGAACUCGGCGACAAGUUCUCCUCGCGACACGGUCAGAAGGGUGUCUGCGGUUUGAUCGUCCAGCAGGAGGACAUGCCGUUCAGCGACCGAGGCAUCAACCCGGACAUCAUCAUGAACCCGCACGGAUUCCCGUCGCGCAUGACGGUCGGCAAGAUGAUCGAGCUGCUUUCGGGCAAAGCGGGCGUCGUCACGGGUACGCUCCAGUACGGCACGGCGUUUGGCGGUUCUCAGGUUGAAGACAUGUCGAGGUUGUUGGUCGAGAACGGGUACAACUAUGCAGCGAAGGAAACGCUUACUUCUGGCAUUACGGGUCAACCUCUGGAGGCCUACGUCUACUUUGGUCCGAUCUACUACCAGAGGCUGAAGCACAUGGUGCAGGACAAGAUGCACGCCCGAGCGCGCGGUCCGCGUGCGGUCCUGACGCGCCAGCCUACCGAGGGUCGUUCGCGCGACGGUGGUCUGCGUCUCGGCGAGAUGGAGCGAGACUGUCUCAUCGGCUAUGGCGCGACGCAGCUGUUGCUCGAGCGAUUGAUGAUCAGUUCCGACGCCUUCACGGUACAUGCGUGCCAGAGGUGUGGUUUGAUGGGUUACAACGGCUUCUGCCCGUACUGCUCGAGCAGCAAGCACGUCGUCCAGCUCACCAUUCCGUACGGCACCAAGCUGAUGCUGCAGGAGCUCAUGGCCAUGCAAGUCGUUCCGCGUCUUGUGCUCGAGGACGCCAUCUGA